Molecule: messenger RNA, 2145 nt
Organism: Rodentolepis nana
Lineage: Eukaryota; Metazoa; Platyhelminthes; Cestoda; Cyclophyllidea; Hymenolepididae
Source: the annotation of a GenBank genome assembly
AUGGAUAUAUCACAAGGCGAUCAAAAUAGCGAAAACGCAAAGGUUGCCGCAUAUGUGUCAAGGGAUAAAUAUAAAGCCCUGGUUGCCGAAAUCCGUCAAUGGGAAGAUGACCUUUGGCAUUCAAGACAGCGCUUUAAUCAAUCGCAAGCAUCCAGUACCGAUGAAAACAAAUUUGGAACCACACCUAAGCGCUCUAGAUUGAGAGAAAGUUUAGCCACUGUGAAUCAUGAGCACGUGUCAUCUCUUCGGAAAUUUUGGGAGGGUCUUAUGACUCAAGAUAAGUUGAAUGAGGCUCCUGAGAGAACGCCACUUAAACCUAUUCAAUUACCACCCAUAUUUGCUCAAAUUCAAGGAAAACCAAAUACGCCGAAAGAACUGCACAGAACUACUAAUGUUGAAGCUAAUCAUUCACCACCUCGACUGAAGUAUUCCAAGAAUUCUGAUCUACCGUCUCCUCCCUCUCCAGUGCCCGUAGAACAAGGGGAAUCAGCUGUCAUGACAGAGAUUUCUCCGGAAGAUACCUCAGCUGACCUGCCACCGCCUCCACCACCACCUACAGAAUUUGAUAUGGAUGAGAAUGGUGUUGAAUUGGACGUUCAUUCCAAAUCGAUGGAUUUUAUUGACGCCCCAGAGUCUCCAAAAGGCCAAUAUUUCGUUCCCGAAGUGCCAAGUACCGCUCAGCCGAAAAUCUCCCACAGUUACUACAAGCGUCCGCGUUUGGGAGCAUCUGCUCUCCACUCAACUACCGCCUCUACUUCAGGUGGUGCAACAGGCCCUUUUUGUCGAGGCGUCCUUCGAAACUGGCCCAAUUCAACCAAUCUCAACGAGAGUCCCUCUAAGUUUGUCCCGUCCGCCACUCAUUCCGCCUCAGACCUCCCACGUCAACGCUCCGUCACCUUCGAACCCGAACCAGGAUCAGCUCCGGGUGACACAGAGUACGAGGAGGAUACUGAGGGGGGUGGGUCAGAUGAGUUGAUAUCCUCCUACUCUCACACUUCUCCUUCCUAUUCUAUGAAGAAUAGCGUUGUUGCUUAUACUGACAUGGACGCUGAAUCGAUUGGAAUAUUGGAGAGUGCUGCAAGACUGGCGAAUUCUGCUGAGAGAGCUUCUCGACGACAAAGUAAGGACAGUAGACGAUCUUCAUUGGCAGCCGCCUCUGCUAUAGGGACGACAGAGGCACUCUGUGCAACUGAUGAUGACCGUUUGACCGAUGACUGUUGUGAUCCAAUGUUAGGUGAUGAUGAUGAUUUAACGUCUCUAGCAAGUGAUGAAGAGGUUAGUGAUAGCGAUUCAGUGAAUUCAGAACCUAUUGCCUCUUGCUCCUCCGGUGUUCUUAUGUCCGCACGGGCUUCGAAAACGUCUCUCACUGCAAUGUCGCCUGGAAAGGGUCGGAGAUCGGGAGAUGCUGGAUCAAGAAGAAUUAGUCGAGAUGCCUCAGCACUGCUUGAUUUUGAUUGUCCGCCCACUCCCAUUACACAGAAUAAAGGACUAUCGAGGAGAAAUACUGAAAUUGCGGAAGCUGAAGAGGCCGCCUCACUUCGUCGUAUGGAACGUAUAAUGGAGAUUUCUGAUCUGUUAGCCAAGGAGAAAGUGCUUAUUAUGGAGUUGAGUUCCAAUCUCAGUGAACUUCAAUCGAAUUUUAAAGCCUCAACACAAAAGUCGUCAAAGCACAAUACCUCCAAACCCGUAGAUGAAAGCGCAUUGGUUGGUCUUAAUCUGCAGUUUCUCCUAGCUUGUCAACGUCGGCAGUCCUUACUUGAUGAAUUGAGUGUUCUCAACACUGGUUCCAGGGUUCUAAUCCCACCAAUGAGGGGUGAACCUCUACGUGCGCGUUUCCAAUUGAGCGCCAUCCGAUUGGCUCUGAAGAAGGGUGAAAUGGAUUCGGGUUACGCUGUAGUUACUGCAGAUAUGAGUAAACACCAUGCUGUUAGUGGUGGACGAUCAAUCAAGUAUCAUCUGAUCGCUAUUCUCAAUUCGUUUGCCCAUGACGCAUUAGGCCAUUUGAGUUCCCAUUGGCGAAUAUCCUCAUGCAGAUAUCUCAAGACUAAAGUGCUCGUCGGGUGUGUUCACCCGUUCACACGAGUGGCGGCUAUCCCUGUCGCCCUUCAAACCUCACAACAAGUUGGUAGUGAUGAGGGUAAUUAA